AUGUGCACACCCGGCGGCACUCACCCCCGGCGGCACUCACCCCUGGCGGCACUCACCCCCGGCGGCUCUCACCCCCGGCGGCACUCACCCCCGGAGGCUCUCACCCCCGGCGGCACUCACCCCCGGCGGCUCUCACCCCCGGCGGCACUCACCCCCGGCGGCACUCACCCCCGGCGGCACUCACCCCCGGCGGCACUCACCCCCGGCGCCACUCACCCCCGGCGGCACUCACCCCCGGCGGGCACUCACCCCCGGCGGCACUCACCCCCGGCGGCACUCACCCCCGGCGGCACUCACCCCCGGCGGCACUCACCCCCGGCGGCACUCACCCCCGGCGGCACUCACCCCCGGCGGCACUCACCCCCGGCCGGCACUCACCCCCGGCGGCACUCACCCCCGGCGGGCACUCACCCCCGGCGGGCACUCACCCCCGGCGGGCACUCACCCCCGGCGGGCACUCACCCCCGGCGGCACUCACCGCCGGCGGCACUCACCCCCGGCGGCUCUCACCCCGGGCGGCUCUCACCCCGGGCGGCACUCACCCCCGGCGGCACUCACCCCCGGCGGCACUCACCCCCGACGGCACUCACCCCCGGCGGGCACUCACCCCCGGCGGCACUCACCCCCGGCGGCACUCACCCUCGGCGGCACUCACCCCCGGCGGGCACUCACCCCCGGCGGGCACUCACCCCCGGCGGGCACACACCCCCGGCGGCACUCACCCCCGGCGGGCUCUCACCCCCGGCGGCUCUCACCCCCGGCGGAUCUCACCCCCGGCGGCUCUCACCCCGGGCGGCUCUCACCCCCGGCGGCACUCACCCCCGGCGACACUCACCCCCGGCGGCACUCACCCCCGGCGGCACUCACCCCCGGCGGCACUCACCCCCGGCGGCACUCACCCCCGGCGGCACUCACCCCCGGCGGCACUCACCCCCGACGGCACUCACCCCCGGCGGCACUCACCCCCGGCGGCACUCACCCCCGGCGGCACUCACCCCCGGCGGCACUCACCCCCGGCGGCACUCACCCCCGGCGGCACUCACCCCCGGCCGGCACUCACCCCCGGCGGCACUCACCCCCGGCGGGCACUCACCCCCGGCGGGCACUCACCCCCGGCGGGCACUCACCCCCGGCGGGCACUCACCCCCGGCGGCACUCACCCCCGGCGGCACUCACCCCCGGCGGCUCUCACCCCGGGCGGCUCUCACCCCGGGCGGCACUCACCCCCGGCGGCACUCACCCCCGGCGGCACUCACCCCCGGCGGCACUCACCCCCGGCGGGCACUCACCCCCGGCGGGCACUCACCCCCGGCCGGCACUCACCCCCGGCGGCACUCACCCCCGGCGGCACUCACCCCCGGCGGCACUCACCCCCGGCGGCACUCACCCCCGGCGGGCACUCACCCCCGGCGGCACUCACCCCCGGCGGCACUCACCCCGGCGGCACUCACCCCCGGCGGCACUCACCCCCGGCGGCACUCACCCCCGGCGGGCACUCACCCCCGGCGGCACUCACCCCCUGCGGGCACUCACCCCCGGCGGCACUCACCCCCGGCGGCACUCACCCCCGGCGGGCACUCACCCCCGGCGGCACUCACCGCCGGCGGCACUCACCCCCGGCGGCUCUCACCCCGGGCGGCUCUCACCCCGGGCGGCACUCACCCCCGGCGGCACUCACCCCCGGCGGCACUCACCCCCGACGGCACUCACCCCCGGCGGGCACUCACCCCCGGCGGCACUCACCCCCGGCGGCACUCACCCUCGGGCGGCUCUCACCCCCGGCGGGCACUCACCCCCGGCGGCACUCACCCCCGGCGGGCACACACCCCCGGCGGCACUCACCCCCGGCGGGCUCUCACCCCCGGCGGCUCUCACCCCCGGCGGAUCUCACCCCCGGCGGCUCUCACCCCCGGCGGCUCUCACCCCCGGCGGCACUCACCCCCGGCGACACUCACCCCCGGCGGCACUCACCCCCGGCGGCACUCACCCCCGGCGGCACUCACCCCCGGCGGCACUCACCCCCGGCGGCACUCACCCCCGGCGGGCACUCACCCCCGGCGGCACUCACCCCCGGCGGCACUCACCCCCGGCGGCACUCACCCCCGGCGGCACUCACCCCCGGCGGCACUCACCCCCGGCGGCACUCACCCCCGGCGGCACUCACCCCCGGCCGGCACUCACCCCCGGCGGCACUCACCCCCGGCGGGCACUCACCCCCGGCGGGCACUCACCCCCGGCGGGCACUCACCCCCGGCGGCACUCACCCCCGGCGGCACUCACCCCCGGCGGCUCUCACCCCGGGCGGCUCUCACCCCGGGCGGCACUCACCCCCGGCUGCACUCACCCCCGGCGGCACUCACCCCCGACGGCACUCACCCCCGGAGGGCACUCACCCCCGGCGGCACUCACCCCCGGCGGCACUCACCCCCGGCGGCACUCACCCCCGGCGGGCACUCACCCCCGGCGGGCACUCACCCCCGGCCGGCACUCACCCCCGGCGGCACUCACCCCGGCGGCACUCACCCCCGGCGGCACUCACCCCCGGCGGCACUCACCCCCGGCGGGCACUCACCCCCGGCGGCACUCACCCCCGGCGGCACUCACCCCCGGCGGCACUCACCCCCGGCGGCACUCACCCCCGGCGGCACUCACCCCCGGCGGCACUCACCCCCGGCGGGCACUCACCCCCGGCGGCACUCACCCCCUGCGGGCACUCACCCCCGGCGGCACUCACCCCCGGUGGGCACUCACCCCCGGCGGGCACUCACCCCCGGCGGGCACACACCCCCGGCGGCACUCACCCCCGGCGGGCUCUCACCCCCGGCGGCUCUCACCCCCGGCGGAUCUCACCCCCGGCGGCUCUCACCCCCGGCGGCUCUCACCCCCGGCGGCACUCACCCCCGGCGACACUCACCCCCGGCGGCACUCACCCCCGGCGGCACUCACCCCCGGCGGCACUCACCCCCGGCGGCACUCACCCCCGGCGGCACUCACCCCCGGCGGCACUCACCCCCGGCGGGCACUCACCCCCGACGGCACUCACCCCCGGCGGCACUCACCCCCGGCGGCACUCACCCCCGGCGGCACUCACCCCCGGCGGCACUCACCCCCGGCGGCACUCACCCCCGGCGGCACUCACCCCCGGCCGGCACUCACCCCCGGCGGCACUCACCCCCGGCGGGCACUCACCCCCGGCGGGCACUCACCCCCGGCGGGCACUCACCCCCGGCGGCACUCACCCCCGGCGGCACUCACCCCCGGCGGCUCUCACCCCGGGCGGCUCUCACCCCGGGCGGCACUCACCCCCGGCGGCACUCACCCCCGGCGGCACUCACCCCCGACGGCACUCACCCCCGGCGGGCACUCACCCCCGGCGGCACUCACCCCCGGCGGCACUCACCCCCGGCGGCACUCACCCCCGGCGGGCACUCACCCCCGGCGGGCACUCACCCCCGGCGGGCACACACCCCCGGCGGCACUCACCCCCGGCGGGCUCUCACCCCCGGCGGCUCUCACCCCCGGCGGAUCUCACCCCCGGCGGCUCUCACCCCCGGCGGCUCUCACCCCCGGCGGCACUCACCCCCGGCGACACUCACCCCCGGCGGCACUCACCCCCGGCGGCACUCACCCCCGGCGGCACUCACCCCCGGCGGCACUCACCCCCGGCGGCACUCACCCCCGGCGGCACUCACCCCCGGCGGGCACUCACCCCCGGCGGCACUCACCCCCGGCGGCACUCACCCCCGGCGGCACUCACCCCCGGCGGCACUCACCCCCGGCGGCACUCACCCCCGGCGGCACUCACCCCCGGCGGCACUCACCCCCGGCCGGCACUCACCCCCGGCGGCACUCACCCCCGGCGGGCACUCACCCCCGGCGGGCACUCACCCCCGGCGGGCACUCACCCCCGGCGGCACUCACCCCCGGCGGCACUCACCCCCGGCGGCUCUCACCCCGGGCGGCUCUCACCCCGGGCGGCACUCACCCCCGGGCGGCACUCACCCCCGGCGGCACUCACCCCCGGCGGCACUCACCCCCGGCGGGCACUCACCCCCGGCGGGCACUAACCCCCGGCGGCACUCACCCCCGGCGGCACUCACCCCCGGCGGCACUCACCCCCGGCGGGCACUCACCCCCGGCGGGCACUCACCCCCGGCCGGCACUCACCCCCGGCGGCACUCACCCCCGGCGGCACUCACCCCCGGCGGCACUCACCCCCGGCGGCACUCACCCCCGGCGGGCACUCACCCCCGGCGGCACUCACCCCCGGCGGCACUCACCCCCGGCGGCACUCACCCCCGGCGGCACUCACCCCCGGCGGCACUCACCCCCGGCGGCACUCACCCCGGCGGCACUCACCCCCGGCGGCACUCACCCCCGGCGGGCACUCACCCCCGGCGGCACUCACCCCCUGCGGGCACUCACCCCCGGCGGCACUCACCCCCGGCGGGCACUCACCCCCGGCGGGCACACACCCCCGGCGGGCACUCACCCCCGGCGGCACUCACCCCCGGCGGGCUCUCACCCCCGGCGGCUCUCACCCCCGGCGGAUCUCACCCCCGGCGGCUCUCACCCCCGGCGGCACUCACCCCCGGCGACACUCACCCCCGGCGGCACUCACCCCCGGCGGCACUCACCCCCGGCGGCACUCACCCCCGGCGGCACUCACCCCCGGCGGCACUCACCCCCGGCGGCACUCACCCCCGGCGGCACUCACCCCCGGCGGGCACUCACCCCCGGCGGCACUCACCCCCGGCGGCACUCACCCCCGGCGGCACUCACCCCCGGCGGCACUCACCCCCGGCGGCACUCACCCCCGGCGGCACUCACCCCCGGCGGCACUCACCCCCUGCCGGCACUCACCCCCGGCGGCACUCACCCCCGGCGGGCACUCACCCCCGGCGGGCACUCACCCCCGGCGGGCACUCACCCCCGGCGGCACUCACCCCCGGCGGCACUCACCCCCGGCGGCUUUCACCCCGGGCGGCACUCACCCCCGGCGGCACUCACCCCCGGCGGCACUCACCCCCGACGGCACUCACCCCCGGCGGGCACUCACCCCCGGCGGCACUCACCCCCGGCGGCACUCACCCCCGGCGGCACUCACCCCCGGCGGGCACUCACCCCCGGCGGGCACUCACCCCCGGCGGGCACUCACCCCCGGCGGGCACUCACCCCCGGCGGCACUCACCCCCGGCGGCACUCACCCCCGGCGGCACUCACCCCCGGCGGGCACUCACCCCCGGCGGCACUCACCCCCGGCGGGCACUCACCCCCGGCGGGCACUCACCCCCGGCGGCACUCACCCCCGGCGGCACUCACCCCCGGCGGCACUCACCCCCGGCGGCACUCACCCCCGGCGGGCACUCACCCCCGGCGGGCACUCACCCCCGGCGGGCACUCACCCCCGGCGGCACUCACCCCCUGCGGGCACUCACCCCCGGCGGGCACACACCCCCGGCGGCACUCACCCCCGGCGGGCUCUCACCCCCGGCGGCUCUCACCCCCGGCGGAUCUCACCCCCGGCGGCUCUCACCCCCGGCGGCUCUCACCCCCGGCGGCACUCACCCCCGGCGACACUCACCCCCGGCGGCACUCACCCCCGGCGGCACUCACCCCCGGCGGCACUCACCCCCGGAGGCACUCACCCCCGGCGGCACUCACCCCCGGCGGCACUCACCCCCGGCGGGCACUCACCCCCGGCGGCACUCACCCCCGGCGGCACUCACCCCCGGCGGCACUCACCCCCGGCGGCACUCACCCCCGGCGGCACUCACCCCCGGCGGCACUCACCCCCGGCCGGCACUCACCCCCGGCGGCACUCACCCCCGGCAGGCACUCACCCCCGGCGGGCACUCACCCCCGGCGGGCACUCACCCCCGGCGGCACUCACCCCCGGCGGCACUCACCCCCGGCGGCUCUCACCCCGGGCGGCUCUCACCCCGGGCGGCACUCACCCCCGGCGGCACUCACCCCCGGCGGCACUCACCCCCGACGGCACUCACCCCCGGCGGGCACUCACCCCCGGCGGCACUCACCCCCGGCGGCACUCACCCCCGGCGGCACUCACCCCCGGCGGGCACUCACCCCCGGCCGGCACUCACCCCCGGCGGCACUCACCCCCUGCGGGCACUCACCCCCGGCGGCAGUCACCCCCGGCGGGCACUCACCCCCGGCGGGCACUCACCCCCGGCGGCACUCACCCCCGGCGGCACUCACCCCCGGCGGGCACUCACCCCCGGCCGCACUCACCCCCGGCCGCACUCACCCCCGGCGGCACUCACCCCCGGCGGCACUCACCCCCGGCGGGCACUCACCCCCGGCGGCACUCACCCCCUGCGGGCACUCACCCCCGGCGGCACUCACCCCCGGCGGCACUCACCCCCGGCGGCACUCACCCCCGGCGGCACUCACCCCCGGCGGCACUCACCCCCGGCGGCACUCACCCCCGGCGGGCACUCACCCCCGGCGGCACUCACCCCCUGCGGGCACUCACCCCCGGCGGCACUCACCCCCGGCGGGCACUCACCCCCGGCGGGCACUCACCCCCGGCGGCACUCACCCCCGGCGGCACUCACCCCCGGCGGCUCUCACCCCGGGCGGCUCUCACCCCGGGCGGCACUCACCCCCGGCGGCACUCACCCCCGGCGGCACUCACCCCCGACGGCACUCACCCCCGGCGGGCACUCACCCCCGGCGGCACUCACCCCCGGCGGCACUCACCCCCGGCGGCACUCACCCCCGGCGGGCACUCACCCCCGGCGGGCACUCACCCCCGGCGGGCACACACCCCCGGCGGCACUCACCCCCGGCGGGCUCUCACCCCCGGCGGCUCUCACCCCCGGCGGAUCUCACCCCCGGCGGCUCUCACCCCCGGCGGCUCUCACCCCCGGCGGCACUCACCCCCGGCGACACUCACCCCCGGCGGCACUCACCCCCGGCGGCACUCACCCCCGGCGGCACUCACCCCCGGCGGCACUCACCCCCGGCGGGCACUCACCCCCGGCGGGCACUCACCCCCGGCGGCACUCACCCCCGGCGGCACUCACCCCCGGCGGCACUCACCCCCGGCGGGCACUCACCCCCGGCGGCACUCACCCCCGGCGGGCACUCACCCCCGGCGGGCACUCACCCCCGGCGGCACUCACCCCCGGCGGCACUCACCCCCGGCGGCACUCACCCCCGGCGGCACUCACCCCCGGCGGGCACUCACCCCCGGCGGGCACUCACCCCCGGCGGGCACUCACCCCCGGCGGCACUCACCCCCUGCGGGCACUCACCCCCGGCGGGCACACACCCCCGGCGGCACUCACCCCCGGCGGGCUCUCACCCCCGGCGGCUCUCACCCCCGGCGGAUCUCACCCCCGGCGGCUCUCACCCCCGGCGGCUCUCACCCCCGGCGGCACUCACCCCCGGCGACACUCACCCCCGGCGGCACUCACCCCCGGCGGCACUCACCCCCGGCGGCACUCACCCCCGGCGGCACUCACCCCCGGCGGCACUCACCCCCGGCGGCACUCACCCCCGGCGGGCACUCACCCCCGGCGGCACUCACCCCCGGCGGCACUCACCCCCGGCGGCACUCACCCCCGGCGGCACUCACCCCCGGCGGCACUCACCCCCGGCGGCACUCACCCCCGGCCGGCACUCACCCCCGGCGGCACUCACCCCCGGCAGGCACUCACCCCCGGCGGGCACUCACCCCCGGCGGGCACUCACCCCCGGCGGCACUCACCCCCGGCGGCACUCACCCCCGGCGGCUCUCACCCCGGGCGGCUCUCACCCCGGGCGGCACUCACCCCCGGCGGCACUCACCCCCGGCGGCACUCACCCCCGACGGCACUCACCCCCGGCGGGCACUCACCCCCGGCGGCACUCACCCCCGGCGGCACUCACCCCCGGCGGCACUCACCCCCGGCGGGCACUCACCCCCGGCGGGCACUCACCCCCGGCCGGCACUCACCCCCGGCGGCACUCACCCCCGGCGGCACUCACCCCCGGCGGCACUCACCCCCGGCGGCACUCACCCCCGGCGGGCACUCACCCCCGGCGGGCACACACCCCCGGCGGCACUCACCCCCAGCGGCACUCACCCCCGGCGGGCACUCACCCCCGGCGGCACUCACCCCCGGCGGCACUCACCCCCGGCGGCACUCACCCCCGGCGGCACUCACCCCCGGCGGCACUCACCCCCGGCGGCACUCACCCCCGGCGGCACUCACCCCCGGCGGCACUCACCCCCGGCGGGCACUCACCCCCGGCGGGCACUCACCCCCGGCGGCACUCACCCCCUGCGGGCACUCACCCCCGGCGGCACUCACCCCCUGCGGGCACUCACCCCCGGCGGCAGUCACCCCCGGCGGGCACUCACCCCCGGCGGGCACUCACCCCCGGCGGCACUCACCCCCGGCGGCACUCACCCUCGGCGGGCACUCACCCCCGGCCGCACUCACCCCCGGCCGCACUCACCCCCGGCGGCACUCACCCCCGGCGGCACUCACCCCCGGCGGGCACUCACCCCCGGCGGCACUCACCCCCUGCGGGCACUCACCCCCGGCGGCACUCACCCCCGGCGGCACUCACCCCCGGCGGCACUCACCCCCGGCGGCACUCACCCCCGGCGGCACUCACCCCCGGCGGCACUCACCCCCGGCGGGCACUCACCCCCGGCGGCACUCACCCCCUGCGGGCACUCACCCCCGGCGGCACUCACCCCCGGCGGGCACUCACCCCCGGCGGGCACUCACCCCCGGCAGCACUCACCCCCGGCGGCACUCACCCCCGGCGGCUCUCACCCCGGGCGGCUCUCACCCCGGGCGGCACUCACCCCCGGCGGCACUCACCCCCGGCGGCACUCACCCCCGACGGCACUCACCCCCGGCGGGCACUCACCCCCGGCGGCACUCACCCCCGGCGGCACUCACCCCCGGCGGCACUCACCCCCGGCGGGCACUCACCCCCGGCGGGCACUCACCCCCGGCGGGCACACACCCCCGGCGGCACUCACCCCCGGCGGGCUCUCACCCCCGGCGGCUCUCACCCCCGGCGGAUCUCACCCCCGGCGGCUCUCACCCCCGGCGGCACUCACCCCCGGCGACACUCACCCCCGGCGGCACUCACCCCCGGCGGGCACUCACCCCCGGCGGGCACUAA
Messenger RNA from Closterium sp. Yama58-4, 9153 nucleotides. The record is from the annotation of a GenBank genome assembly. NCBI's taxonomy places the organism in Eukaryota, Viridiplantae, Streptophyta, Zygnematophyceae, Desmidiales, Closteriaceae.